Molecule: messenger RNA, 1950 nt
Organism: Clunio marinus
Lineage: Eukaryota; Metazoa; Arthropoda; Insecta; Diptera; Chironomidae
Source: the annotation of a GenBank genome assembly
GGUCUGUCAUUUCACACCGCCACGAAAAACAUUCUUCAAAUCUCAAUAAAGAUUUUCAACUUAAUUUUUAAUUAUAUAUAGCUGAAUAAAAAUCUUUCUUAAGAUGCCGACAAUAGGUGUAAAAAAAGAGUUAUUAUUUGAAGCAUUAGGAAAAUCAUACACUGAUGAUGAAUUCCAGAAACUUUGUUUCGAGUUUGGCUUGGAACUUGAUGAAGUUACAUCUGAGAAACAAAUGCUGACGAAGGAACAAGGCGAUGCUGCAUCACUUCAAGACGCUUCUGAGGAAAUUAUCUAUCGUAUUGACAUCCCAGCAAAUCGAUAUGAUCUUCUCUGUCUCGAAGGCUUGGUAACUGGUUUAAUGGUUUUCCAAAAGAAAAUGGAACCACCAAAAUAUCAACGAAUCACGCCUAAGACGAUCCACACAAUGACAGUGACCGAAUCUACAAAACUUAUUCGUCCGUUCGUUGUUGCUGCUGUUCUUCGUGACAUCAAUUUAAAUAAGGAAAAAUAUGAUCGUUUCAUUGAUUUACAAGAUAAACUUCAUCAGAACAUUUGUAGAAAAAGAGUUUUAGUUGCGAUUGGAACUCACGAUCUUGACACGAUAAAAGGUCCCUUCACAUACGAUGCUAAACCUCCAAAGGAUAUUCGCUUCAUUCCACUUAAUCAAACAAAGGAAAUGAACGCUGAAGAGCUGAUGGAUUUCUAUUCAACUCAUGCACAGUUGAAAACUUAUUUGCCAAUUAUUCGCGAUUCACCAGUUUAUCCAGUGAUUUAUGAUGCAAAUGGUGUUGUGUUGUCACUUCCACCAAUUAUUAAUGGCGAUCAUUCAAAGAUUUCUGUCAACACAAAAAACAUCUUGAUUGAGUGCACAGCAACAGAUUUAACGAAAGCAAAAAUUGUUCUCGAUACAAUUGUAACUUUGUUCUCUCAUCAUUGCUCUAAGCCGUUCAAGAUCGAAGCUGUUGAAGUGAAGAAUGCUGAUGGAAGUGUUGUCAAAUAUCCUGAACUUUCGUAUCGUUUCGAAAGAGUUUAUGUUGACGAAAUCAAUAAAUACAUUGGAAUUAGCUCAUCAGCCGAUGAACUUGCUGAAAUGCUUAGUCGAAUGUAUUUAAAGACUUCAGUUGUGAACGAGAAUGAGUUGGAUGUUGAAAUUCCACCAACACGUCAUGACGUUAUUCAUGCUGCAGAUAUUUAUGAAGAUGCUGCUAUCGCUUACGGAUACAAUAACAUUGUAAAAACAGUUCCAAACAUCAACACAACUGGUUGUUUAUUUCCAUUGAACAAAUUGAGUGAACAAUUGCGCUUUGUAUUAGCACAAGCAGGAUUAACUGAAGCUCUUACAUUCACACUCUGUUCUCGUGAUGAUGUCAGCACAAAAAUGAACAAAAAAAUUGAUGAAAUUCCAGCUGUUCACAUUGGAAACCCAAAAACUGUUGAAUUUCAAAUUGCACGAACAACUUUACUUCCUGGUGUGCUCAAGACAUUAUCUGCUAACAAGAAAAUGCCGUUACCAUUGAAAUUGUUCGAGAUUUCAGACGUUGUUUUAAGAGAUUCCGAAGCUGAAGUCGGUGCAAGAAAUGAACGUCAUUUAUGUGCUGUUAAUUGUAAUAAAAAUGCUGGAUUUGAAGUUGUGCAUGGAAUUUUAGAUCGAGUGAUGCAAUCAUUAGAUGUUCCAUGGGAUAAAACGGAAGGAUACUGGCUUAAAUCUGUCAAUGAUCCAUCGUACUUUGCUGGCCGUUGUGCAACUAUUCAAUUUAAAGGAAUUGAUAUUGGCCGAAUUGGAAUUCUUCAUCCAACAGUUUUAGAAGCUUUUGAAAUUACUAACCCGGUGUCUGUUGUUGAGAUUUCUCUUGAACCUUUCGUUUAAAAUAUUUCUCAUGAAUCAUUUAAGCUUUUCGAGUUCUGAAAUUUCAAAAAAUAAAGAAAUACAAACAAAAGCUAAAAUUUCAA